AUGAAGUCUCAAGAUAUACCACUGGUUGACCAUGAAAAAUCGGCAGGACGUAAUAAAUACAAGCAGAGCGGUAAUGUGGAUGAUGAAGUGUUGGUUAAUCUUUCGAAUUUGGUGCAUAGUUUAGAAAAUGAGGAUGAUUCUAAGGAUUUUGGUCCAUUGCUGGAAUUCUUCCAUAAGAAUUACAUCUCACAAGCCGUACAGAGUUGGUCUUAUUACGCUCAAGUUAAUAACCAUGCAAAACUAACAGAAUCGACAAUUCUAUUAACACGGACAUUAGUGGUUCUCAGAUCUAAUGCAAAUGCGCUUGAAUAUGGUGGUAUCUUGAUCAAACUAAUUUUAGACAACUACAUGAAGGUUCUGUACAGAAGUUUGAACAAUAUAAAAGCUUCAUUGACGAUACCGACAAUCCAUUUGAUGAAAGAAAUGAUUGAUUUCAAUUCAGGCCAAUAUAUUGAAGAAUUUACUUCCAGCUUCGACUUCUCCUUACGGAGUUUACCCAAGAUUCUUACGGUCAACAAAAACGAUAUUUCCAGUUUUAACCCCACGAAUAAAAAUCAUAGACUACAUAUUAGAUUUGAAUUUAUCAGGUUUUGGUUAUCAUUAAUUUCUCAUUGUACACCUCUACUGAGAAGGGAUCUCGUUAUACAAAAUUCAAAGAUUAUGGGAGCCUGGUUUAAACAGAUGGAUAAGGCAGAUACAGCUGAAUUAAUGGAAGAAACUGUAGAAGUUUUGUGCACUAAAUUUGUGCAGGAGAAAGCCUUUAAGAAGAUGACCAAGACUCAAAUUUUGAACGAAUUGGCGCUUUCCAAGAUUUAUUCUUAUUUCUACUCUUCAAACAAGUCAUUGGUAAAGAAAGUCAACGAAUUUUUCAUAGCUUAUGGUGCAGAUCCAGAAAGUAGUGUUGCAUUCCCUGAUAAUCUCCCAUGGUAUCAAGAAUCUCCUUUCAAUACUUCUCUAAAGGGUGUACCGGUAACGGUUAAUCAAAAGGACUUCAGAAUCCAUAACAAAUUGUUGUUUAAUGCAUUGAAAAAUUUCAAACCUUGGGAAAGCGAUAUGCAGGCUUCUACCGUUCUUAAAAUUUUAGAUCAUGUCCCAGAACUAGUUCCACCUUACUGUCAUUAUUUGGCAUCUCAUGGUACUCAUGAUCCUAAAAUGACUUCUUAUUGGUUCGGUUGUACGAUGUUGUUGGGUAGAAUCAUUAAUUUGAAGAUUCCUACAUCUAUGGCGAAUAUUCAGAGUGAAACUGCACCAUCGUUAGAUUUAGUGAUACAAGCGAUCUUACCCGCACCCUUGACCAAGAUCUCCUUAACAAAAGCAUUACAACAUGAGAAAAUGAUUAUUACGCAAUUGGCAUGUCAGCUACUGGUAUUUUCUUUCCAAAAGUUAUCCAAAGUCUUAAAAUUAUACGAAAGUAAAGGUUGGGGUUCUGCAUCAGCACCUCUAAGGAAUUCAUUUUAUCAAAGCAUACCAGACUUGACAAUUAUUACCAGUGUGAUGAACCAAUCUUAUCUAACAGCCAAAAACAACAAAGUCAUGCAAUUAUCACUCACUUUAUUGUUGAAAUAUUACAGUACGACUUUCCCUAACUUCUUCAGCAUUAACAUGCCAUCUUCAAAUAUUUACAUGGAUAUUAUGCGUAAAGAUGAAUUUUCUGGGAUCGAUUUGGCCAUAGUAGAUAAUUUCUUACAAUUUCAAGAACUAAAUGGUACCCAAACAAAAUGGUGGAAUGCCCCAGCUGGACAAAAUUCUCUUUUCACUUCAUUAUUAAAGAUGGCAUCUUCAAAAAAUUCUACUAAUGCCGUGGCCUCCAAAAUCUCUCAACUAUUGCAGCAUAUGUUUCAUGGUACCGUAGCAUUCAACGAAGUGCUGUGCUCUCCUCUCUGGAUUUUGAUCUACAGUUUGCAAGUCUUAUCCUUCGAGGAUCAUAAAAAUGACGAAGUCAAUAAAAUAUGGAAAUUAUUAGAUGAAACCAUAUCUCGGUGCAUGAAAAUGCCAUAUCGCUAUGUCGACUCGUCAAAGGACUACGAGAAGAUUUCACCAUUUUUAGUGGUUCUUUGUGACCAGUGGAAAUUUAUUGAUGGUCAAGGCUCUCUCGAAUCAGCCGCUAAAUGGAUCUGCAUUUUAUUGAGAACCUUUAUAAUAUGUGGCGAGUCUGCGGAAGGUAUUAGAAGACUAGCUGAGAGUUUUGUUGGAGUGCCUAAGGAGUAUUUGGAUAUUUAUCUUACUUUCGAAAAUUAUGAAACCAAGACUAAGAAGCUGUGUUCAGAUGAAUCGUUCAAAUUGGCAAACUUUCAAGGCGCUUCAUUCUUCCAACAUAUCACAAUCACACCGUAUAGUAAAUUGACCAAAGUUGUCCGUUAUCCUGUAAAUGAACUAGACGCUGUGGGGUUAAUUUGGAGACUUCAAAACUUGGUCCGCGACAGGGCUAUCACCUUCAAUGGAAUGUUCAAAGAAGUAACAGAUACUUUAUUAGCUAAGCUGGCAAAUUUUUCAAAUUCGAAUGUUUCAUUCCGUUUAAUAAGUCCCGAAGUAAUAAAGAAUUUAUUACCAGUAUCAGGCUAUUUGGAUAAUGAGAAUAUGAAGUCGUAUUUCGCUUCCCAAGCACUGUUUCAAUUAUAUCAUGAAUCGAAUCUGAAUAACCCUGCUUUCGAACAGUUUAUCUUUGCUUGGUUAAAAGACCAUAUGGAUAUUUUACAAAGUGAUGAACCGAAUGCCAUGAUGUUCGCUUCAGCUAUAUGCACUUGCCUUCAAACGAUACAUGCUCCAACUAUACUUGAAAAUUAUAAACAAAUCAAUCCGCAAUCUUUGGACAUUAUUUUACAAAAAGUGUGGGAGAUUCCAAACCAAAAAGUCUCUUUCAAAAUUUUCGAGUAUGCUAUGAAAGUGCCUUCCUCAAAUCUAGAUCAAUUGUUGGCCAAAUUUAUUGCUGAAGACAAAAUAAUUGAUUUCCAACCAGAGAAUUUCGUUGCACAGUCCCUUGAAAAAUUCCCUAUUGCAUUUGAAACAUUCGCGCGCUCUAAAUGGUUUGACUUUGAUCUACUUUUGUCUUACUUGCCCAGAAUUCAAGGAACUGAAGUGGCACUAGUCGCCGCUCUCAGCUUACCAGAAAGUAAUGAUUCUCGACUACAAGAAUUUUUACAAAAUGUAAUAAAUGAUUGUUGCGAAAAAUUGGAUCGCCAGGAAAUUUCCUCUGGUGCCCUCAAAUUAUUCUGCUCUCGUCCUGAGAUGUUGACAAAAAAUCAACAAUUAUCGGCGGUGAGACAUAUUACCACAAAUUAUCAUGAGAAAUACAGUUCAGAAGUAAUCAAAUUCGUUAGAUCAGUGAACAAUUACGAUGAUCCAAAUGUGAUUGCAUGGUUAAACAAAACAAUUUUAUAUGGUACCAAAUACUUUUCCAAUGCAACUGAACUUUCACCAGACUUUUCAUUAUACCUUUCAGAACUGGAAAAAUUGACAGCUUCAGUGAAUAUAUGGUCGAAAGUGAAUCACACCUAUUUACAGGCACAGCAUGAAGUUAUAUUAACAGGGUUUUGGGUCAAUAAUUCGAGAGUGUUACAAUAUAUGAUUCACCUUCUAAUGAACGGCAAAGGAAAAGAUGUACAAUGCACUAGAAUGCUGCAAGGAAUUUUAAACAACGAAAAAAAUGCGCUGAAGGUUGAAAACAAUGAUAACUUCUUGCGCUUCGUAACUGCAGCCACAAUCUUUACCUUAUUCAUGAUGGAUCCACAGCAGAACAGUACCAACAUUGUUCAGUCAAAACUUAUUGAAUUAUAUGGCGGAACUAUGUCUUGUGAAGACCGAAUGAUUCUAAAGAUAAUUGGAGAAAUUGAAACGAUUACUUCAUCGUCCUGGAUAAACGAAUCUUGUUCUCUGGAACUUUUGGAAGAGGAGAACGAAACUGCAGGUGAGUAUGGUAGCAGAAAGAUAGUUGCGCUUGAAAGGGAAGGAACUUUUAUUACGCUGGAUAAGAACACUAUUCUUAACACAGUUAAUAACUUCCCACUGAACAGACCUAUUAUACCUGGCCAAUUCAAUUGGGAAGCGCUUUUCUCCUUUUACAGCGACAAUACAGUGUAUUUGUCUAAUACAGUUGGUGCCAUUUAUGAUCCUGAGUUUUUGAUGCUAAUGUCUUUACAGAGCGGCGCUGGUCUUGUCACUUCCUCCACUGCUGAAGAUGGUUCCACAACGUAUAAAUUUGAGAUUCAAAGGUAUUUGAUGUCGGAUAUUUUCCAGAUCAUACUAUUAUCAUUAGCUGAGAGUGGUGAUCUCCAAAAAAUCUCUUUGAGAAUAAUAUAUGGAAUGUUGAGUUCUUUGGAAGAGGAUAGUCAAUUCAAGUAUGGGCACAUUAUCGCAGUCCUAUUAAAGAAAAUCGUAUUUUCUUUCGAAAAGGCAAAGUUGGAGGAUAAACCAUUUAGGAUUGCAUCUUGCAUUUGGUUUGCCAUAUCACGUCUUUCUGGACUACUCGUAAACCCAGGAUCUUUACUUCAUGAGACGGCCUUCCGUUGGGUUUUGAACUCACCAUUUAUCAUGCCUAAUGACUUCCCUCUUUUGCAGGAUCUUACAACACCUAAUGAAAAGUUCAGGGGCUAUGAAAAUUUUUACCGCCAGCUUGCGUGGGUACUAGAAUGCCUAGAUUUAGGUACUAAGACGGAUGAGGACGUUCACUUUAUGAAACAAAGAAGCAUUUUAGAAUGGUUGUCCAAUUUAAAAAAUCUUCCUUAUUUAAAUGCUAGGUUAUACACCAUGAUUGACAGCAUUUUUUAUAAGGUACAAAGAUUAGAAGACGGAGGUUCUACCUUAUUGACUAGAUUUGCAUCUGCCUCAACUUUGGAACUUCAAGACUUAUUCUUACAACAGCAAUUAAAGAGGAAUGCUAGUUCAAUUGCCAAGAAUAAGAAUGAUAAGAGACUAAUCAGAAACAAAUUGGUACUGGAAACUCAUCGGGUAAACACCAGUGAAAUUUUAUUGGGCCAUACGGAAAUUAUGAACUCACAAAAGAGGGUGAGGCUCUGGGCAGAGGACGAUCAAGAGAACAUCUCCAAGCGCAUUAAAAAUUAG
Molecule: messenger RNA, 5058 nt
Organism: Zygosaccharomyces rouxii
Lineage: Eukaryota; Fungi; Ascomycota; Saccharomycetes; Saccharomycetales; Saccharomycetaceae
Gene: URB1
Product: Urb1p
Exons: 1
Coding region: 1-5058 (1685 amino acids)
Biological process (GO): maturation of LSU-rRNA from tricistronic rRNA transcript (SSU-rRNA, 5.8S rRNA, LSU-rRNA); maturation of 5.8S rRNA from tricistronic rRNA transcript (SSU-rRNA, 5.8S rRNA, LSU-rRNA)
Cellular component (GO): nucleolus
Source: RefSeq, a predicted model, not a curated record